ACACAGCGCGCUCAUUGAGACAAAACAAUCCGGGUAUCCACCGCGCUAUGCUAGGAUUCACCGAAAGUAAUUGUCCAGGGAAAUGUCGUCGAUAAAAUGGCCGCCAGUCUGCAGUCUGACAUCGUCCAAGUUAUAACCUCUAAAACACUGCAGGAUAUUUCAAUAUCCAACUAUUUAUUCUUAAUUUUCGCCAAAAUGUCACUCGCAACAGUGAGAAACUUUGCGAAACUGUGCAGUGGCAAGAAUCCUAUCCUUUUCACUGCCGUACGCAACCACUGGAACAAGGACUAUGUGCCAGGUGCAUUUCCCAUGAACCAGGAACAGCGCGAUGCCGCCGCAAAGAAAUACGGCAUCCAUCCGGAUGAAUACAAACCAUUUCCCAAUGAUGGUGCUGGUUUUGGUGACUAUCCAGACAUCCCAUUAGUAUCUGGUGAUGCAAAAGAUCCUUUCUAUCCAUGGGAUAACCCAGAACUUAAAAGGAAUUUUAAUGAAACUCUGUCUAAUGAGUUUGAUUUGAUUGGUGAAGAUCGAUUUGAUAUCAGUUAUAAAUACAGGAUCCCACUUGCAACACAGAUUGCACAAUUUGUUCUUGUUAUGGCUGGCUGCUUUGGGGUUUACUUGUAUUUGGAGAACAUGAAACAGUUUCCAGGUUUAAUUCCUAAGCAAUAUCCACAUAAAGGUGAGAAACACUUCAGUUUCGAGAGUGAAUAGGAAAUUUAAAUGAAUACAAAUGUUAAUAAAGAAGAAUUAUGAUAAAUAAAGAUUACAAAUACAGGUAGAUUUAUGAAA
This is a messenger RNA of Dalotia coriaria, 789 nucleotides long. RefSeq names its product NADH:ubiquinone oxidoreductase subunit ASHI (gene ND-ASHI). The record is from RefSeq and is a predicted model, not a curated record. Gene Ontology annotation, cellular component: mitochondrion. Lineage: Eukaryota; Metazoa; Arthropoda; Insecta; Coleoptera; Staphylinidae. Bases 97 to 711 code for a protein of 204 amino acids. The transcript has 4 exons.